Exophiala aquamarina CBS 119918 is the source of this 729-nucleotide messenger RNA. RefSeq lists its product as uncharacterized. Bases 367 to 729 code for a protein of 120 amino acids. The record is from RefSeq and is a predicted model, not a curated record. The transcript has 5 exons. Lineage: Eukaryota; Fungi; Ascomycota; Eurotiomycetes; Chaetothyriales; Herpotrichiellaceae.
GUAGAUCUAGAAGGAUCCAGUGAUUUGCAGGACAAGCUGCGUCGACUUCAAGAGUUUUCAGCCUGCGAUGUGUCGGAUGCUUUGCUCAAACUCCAAAAGGUCAAACCUGGUGAGGUUGCGCGGGCAGGUUUUUUAGCAGACAUCGUACCCUUCGUUUUGCCGCCAUCGUCACAAAAAGACCAGGGGAAGAUUAUAGCUCCCGCGUGCACUUUGAAGCUGGUGUCCAAGCAAUCGAAACCAGACACCUCACCACCAACCGAAAACCUUGUUCCCAAGGGUAGCCACUGGGUCGACCUGACGGAGCCCGGCAGCAUCGUUGUUAUUGAGCAACCAGAGGGACAGAAAUGCGCAGCAGUCGGUGGAAUAAUGGCCCAAAGGAUGAAGGUCAGAGGGGUGGCAGGCUGCGUAGUGGGCGGACGAGCAAGGGACCUGGCAGAGCUGCGAAGUUCCGAACUCCCAAUAUUUGCCAAGGGACGGUCCACAGUUGGGACAAAUGCUGAAUCAGUCGUGUAUGCACGCAAUAUUCCUGUGUCGAUCACCGGAGUGGAAGUGUCUGCGGGCGAUAUUGUCUUCCUAGACCCUGAAGAAGGUGUCGUUGUAAUUCCACGGGGCCUUCUUGAUGGGACUCUGUCCCUGAUGCCCAAGUUGGUGUCAGCGGAUGAUAAAGUCAAGGAGGCAGUGAUUGAUGGCAUGACAGUAGCCGAAGCAUUCAAGAAAUUCCGUGGGUGA